This is a messenger RNA of Paramecium octaurelia, 746 nucleotides long. The record is from the annotation of a GenBank genome assembly. NCBI's taxonomy places the organism in Eukaryota, Ciliophora, Oligohymenophorea, Peniculida, Parameciidae.
AUGACCUUGCACAAUUAUUUUCGGUAAUUCAUCCUUCAAAAAAUUCUCUCAGCCAAGAGCAAUCGAUAUUUCAUUUAAGUUCUCUUAAUAGUUCCAUUUUAUAAUUCCCCNAUUGUUUAAUUCUGAAUUAUAAUGAAGAUAUUUUCAUAUCCAGUAGUUCUGAUAAUACGAUUAAGUUUUGGAUUAAACAAAAUGAAUGGAUCUGUUAAUAAACAAUCACAGAUCAUACUAGUUAUGUUUAUUAAAUAAGUUUAAAUGAAUAAUAAAAUAAACUUAUUUCUUGUGGAUAUGAUAAAUAGAUAUUGGUGAUUGAGUAUUCAGAAUAAAGUCAAAAGUGGAUUGUGAUAUAAAAGAUAAAUGUUGAAUGUUAUGGUAUUCGUAUAUGCUUUAUCAACAAUAAUUUAUUCACAUUUCAACCAAUAUAAGGCAAUUUAAUGCAUGUCUAUGAAAUGAAUAGUGUUAGUAAAUAGUUCCUUAAAACCAAAGAUAUUGAUGUUAAUUAAGGUUAAGAGGGUUAUACUUUUUUUCCAUAAUAAUUUAUUAAAUAAAAAUAAUUACUAGUUAAUAAACAUGAUAAAUAUGUCAAUUUCAUAAGAAUUACACAAAAAGAUCAAUUUAAACUUGAGUAAUCUAUUCAAUUUGGUCAUAAUCUAUUAUUUGGGUAAUUGAGUGAUGAUGGACAGUAUUUCAUUACUUGGGAUUGCUCAAAUAAUGAAAUAUAAAUUAGAACAUAUAUUGAACAAUGA